Molecule: messenger RNA, 1176 nt
Organism: Closterium sp. Naga37s-1
Lineage: Eukaryota; Viridiplantae; Streptophyta; Zygnematophyceae; Desmidiales; Closteriaceae
Source: the annotation of a GenBank genome assembly
AUGACGAAGAUGCUUUGGCGGAUAAGCUGGUCUCUGUCCCUCACGCUCCUCCUCGUGUCGCUAGUCGCAGCCUUGUCGCACAACAACGCACCGACGAAUCUCAUCCUCAAUGGCGACAUGGAAGAACCCGGGGUUCGCGGCGACGCCAGCGUCGCAGGCCCGCUCACGCGCCGCCACAGGAAACGCCUACCCUCCGCAUGGCACCUAGUUUCCGGGUCGAUUAAGUACGUGCGCCUCGAGCACUGGCCCGCAGCCUCCGGCGAUCAUAGCAUCGCUCUCAACGGCCACGGGCCUGCGACUCUCGCGCAGCGUGUGGUAACCCGACCGGGCGAAUUCUACUUCGUGCACUUCGACCUCGCUGGCGACCCCGGUUUGGAAGACGAGGGCGCCGUGCGAUCGCUGCGGGUCAGCGUCAUAGAUGAGGAAAAUGGGGCUCCGGUUACCGCGCGAACAUACGAAUUCGACACGUUUUCGCACGGAGGUGCGGAGGAGGCUAAACGCAGUCGCGAAGGGAUGGGGUGGCGGUCGCACACGCUCGCGUUUGAAGCACCUGGCGCCGCUGUCACUCUGCUGUUCGCGUCGACAACUCCCGGAAUUCACGGCCCCGUUAUCGAUAACGUGCGAGUGCACAAGCAAAAUGCCACGUCAGCGUUCCUCCACUCUCCUAACACGCUCUACCAUUCUCCCACCAUCGACACCGUGGAACCCGCCGCUACCCCGGAGGCGUGCGGGCGACGCUGCCUCGAGAUCCCCGACUGCCGCGGCUUCUCUAUUGACAUCCCCGUUCCCGGUUUAAGCGACGGUUCGGUACAGUGCCAUUUGAAGAUGCUUAUGAAGAAGCCAUCCGUGGUGGGGCAGAACCGAGCGGAUUCGUACGUUCUGAAGCGCGCCGAGUGUUCGUUCGGCCACAAUAACGCGAUGCAAUGUCCGGACAUGCUGCCUAUAUCGGGGAUGCUGCCCAUGGCGUGUGUUGCGCACAAAUCCGCGAAGCGCCAGACAGAACACCCUUUCGCGGGAACCUGCAAAGCGCUAAAGCGGACAAACCUGUGCCCUUACGCGGGUGGUUACUUUGCUAAAGGGUUCGGUAAUAUCGGGAGCGCGGACGACUACAGGCGGUGUUCGUGCGUGGAGGGAUCCGGAGGAAUCGCGCGGUUGCAAUGCGGACACGUGGUGUAA